AUGGUGCUGCAGCAGCAGCGCGCCUGGGUGUGCAGCGCGGGGCGGGCUUCAGUGCGUCAGCCAGCGGCCACUAGGCCUCACAACCGGCGCGCAGCCUGCCGGGGAGGUGCUCCAGUCCGCUCCACCAAGGAUGGCUGUUCAGCGGAGCAGCAGCCUCCUGAGCCACCCCAGAGGGCGUCUCCUCUGCUGAGGGCGGCGGCAGGCAUUCUGGCAGCUGGCUGUGUCGCAACGGGACACCAGGCGGUGGCGGCAACGGCGGCAGCGGAGGCCACAGCCGCUGACCCCUCGGCCAUAGUCGUGCCGCUGCUGGGCGGGGCUGCGGCAACCACCACCGCCCUGGCAGUCGCCACCAACGUGCGAGCCCGCCAGGCCCAGGAGAAGCAGCGGGAGCGCCUGGCCAAGCUGCGCGUGGAGGUGCAGGCGCUGCAGAAUCUGCAACGGGAGGAGUUGGCGCUGCUGGCGCUUCAGAUGAAGAGCAAGUCCUCGGAGUUCCAGGAUGCCUGGGGCAGCCUGCAGGGCGGGGCGUCUGGCGAGUCGCAGCACCAGGCUCACCAGCAGGGCAGGCUGGCGCACGCGCAGCAGCAGGCAGCGGGCUGGGGGUCGCGAGCGGAGGUGGAGGCGCGAGACCGGCAGCGCGUGCAGCUGGCAGCCGGCGAGCUCGAGGAAGAGGCCGUGUCGAUGCAGAAGGCGUACCGGCAGCUGCAGGACAAGGCGGCGGAGCUGGCGGUGCGGCUGGAGGAGGCGCGGCGGGAGGUGGCUGACGCCAACGCCCAGCUGGCCGUGUCGCAGAGCCGCGUCCAGCUGGUGGAGAAGGCGUGGGCUGGCGCGCUGCAGGCGGCCGAGGAUGCCAAGGCCCUGCAGCAGGACAACAGCUGGCUGCAGGGCGAGCUGCGGCAGGCGGAGGCGUCGGCGGCGGCGCUGGCGGCGGAGGCGGAGGAGGCGCAGGCGGUUGCCGCCGCCGCGCGGGCAGAGCUGGCCACGCUGCAGGACCGCACGGGCAUGCUGGAGGAGGCCUGGAAGAAGGCGGCAGAGGAGGCCAGCCAGCUGCGCAGCGAGAAGCGCAGCCUGCAGGACGAGCUGGCGCAGGCGCAGCAGGAGGCGCGGGCGCUGGCGGCGCAGCUGGAGGACACUCGGGCGCUGGCGGCGCGGCUGGAGGAGGCGCAGCGCGAGACGGCGGCAGCCAACUCGCAGCUGGAGGCCCUGCGCAGCCGCACCGCGAUGCUGGAGAAGUCGUAUGCCGCUUCCAUGAUGGAGGCACAGGACGCCGCCCAGCUGCGCAAGCAGCAGCGCAAGCUGGAGGCCGCGCUGAGCCGGGCGCAGGAGGAGGCGUCCGCGCUGUCUGCCGAGCUGAAUGCGGCGCAGAAGGAUGCGGCGGCGGCCAAGGCGCUGCUCAGCAUGUCCCACGGCCGCAACGCUCUGGUGGAGAAGGCGUGGAAGACUGCGCAGGAGGAUGCCAUGUCGCUCCGGGGGCAGCAGCGCAGAAUGCAGGCGGCGCUGAGCGCGGCGCAGAAGGAGGCGCGCGCGCUGGCUGCGGAGCUGGAGCGGGCGCGCGCCGCAAACCAGGAGCUGGAGCGGGCGGCGAGCGGGGCAGGCGGGGCAAGCGCCGAGCUCAGCACGCUGCGCAGCCGCGCAGAGCUGCUGGAGAAGGCAUACGCCAACGCCACAGAGGAGGCCAAGGCGGAGCAGGCGAGGCGGGCGGGGGCGGAGGCGGAGCUGUACUGGCUGCAGCAGCAGGUGCAGCAGCUGAGCGAGGAGCUGCAGCAGACGCAGGCCUCGCUGGCCAACGGCUCCCACGGCUUCGACUCGUUUGUGAGCCACAUGCAAGACUCGCGCGUGCCUGCACAGGCGUGGUGAGGCGCCCGGCGCUGCACAGCGCCCAGGCACUGCAGCCCGCUGGGCGCCCCGGCACACCGCACAUCCUUGUUCCCAGCUUUAGACUGGAUUUUGGUGCAGCUCCCCUGACCCCUUGUACACUCUUCGGUUCCCGAAGGCGCCACUCGCUCGCCCGCGCACCGGGCUUCACAUUUCCUCUGCGUCUUCUGUUGAAGCCUUGCCGCGCCGCAUCUGAGAACGCGCAGUGCUCGUAGAGGAACCUUCCAAGUUGCGCUUGCAUUUGAUUUCCUACCUCAGUCAAUCCGAUAAAACCUUGCACCUUUUUCCCGCAGCCGCUUGCCUUUCCUGGGCCCCAACACCCUGCCCAUACAUGGGCAUUGUUUUUUUUCUUUGAACCCCAUACAUGCAACAAUAAA
Molecule: messenger RNA, 2249 nt
Organism: Chlorella variabilis
Lineage: Eukaryota; Viridiplantae; Chlorophyta; Trebouxiophyceae; Chlorellales; Chlorellaceae
Product: expressed protein
Exons: 10
Coding region: 1-1854 (617 amino acids)
Source: RefSeq, a predicted model, not a curated record